AUGGCUAUAUUCCUCUCAAUCAAAGUUCAUUUCCAAGGUGUGUUCAUCAACAAACCUUUUUGCUAUUCUGAUGGUGUUCAUCAUGUGUUCAAGAACGUCGAUUUUGCUGGUAUGUCAUAUAAUGAGUUUGUGAGUUUUCUUAAACGAUUCACACAAGAGAAGUGUAAGAAAGUUUAUUAUUGUCAACCCGAUUUACAAAUCCCAGAAGGUUUAACCUUGAUUUCAAACGAACGUCAAUAUCAAGAAUUUAUAGACAUUGAUUAUGAAUGUGGAGUACAAGUUUCUGUUUACAUGGACCAUUUUGGUACUACUGUGCAUGUAACGAAGGCAAAUGAAAAUGAAAUUGAGGAUAAUUGUUUUGUUAAGACAAACAUGUCAAUCAAAGGGGAAGAAGGUAUUGACCUAACUGAAAUUCAGAGUCCACAAGAAACCAACAUGGAAGGAGUAACCUAUGAAGGAGUAAGUCAGGGUAAUGGAAUGAGGAGGAAUGGUACCAAUCAUACAUACCCAAUAGCUUGGGUUGUAGUUUGUGUUGAAAAUAAAGACAAUUGGAAAUGGUUCUUAGAAAACUUGCAAGAAGAUCUGCAUCAUGAAGGUGGUUUUGGUAGGACAUUGAUGUCAGAUCAACAUAAGGGGAUAAUUGAAGCUGUGAAAGAUUUAUUUCCAGAGAUAGAACAUAGGGAAUGUGUCAGGCAUGUUCUUUCCAAUUUCAAGAAGAAAUUCCCUAGGGCUCAAUAUUAG
Messenger RNA from Lactuca saligna, 741 nucleotides. NCBI's taxonomy places the organism in Eukaryota, Viridiplantae, Streptophyta, Magnoliopsida, Asterales, Asteraceae. The record is from the annotation of a GenBank genome assembly.